Messenger RNA from Dipodomys ordii (Ord's kangaroo rat), 1366 nucleotides. RefSeq names its product chromosome unknown open reading frame, human C4orf29 (gene Abhd18). The transcript has 12 exons. Lineage: Eukaryota; Metazoa; Chordata; Mammalia; Rodentia; Heteromyidae. Bases 112 to 1149 code for a protein of 345 amino acids. The record is from RefSeq and is a predicted model, not a curated record.
UGUUUUCCUUUCCUCUCCCAUGAGUUCCUCCGGAGAGGCCACCUUCCCAAGACCCAGGCCGUGGGACUGGCAGCGCCGAGGCCGAGCUGGUGUCGAUGGUAUUUGCUACUGAUGGGUGUAAGCAAGUUAGAUGUUCUAUACCGUAGACUUCUCCUCACAAAACUUUUUAUCAGAGGAUGGGGAAGGCCAGAGGAUCUCAAAAGACUCUUUGAAUUCAGAAAGAUAAUUGGAAAUCGAGAAAGAUGCCAGAAUCUGGUUUCAAGCGAUUAUCCAGUAUACAUUGAUAAGAUGGAGGAACAAUCAGACUGUAAGAUUUUAGAUGGACACUUUGUUUCUCCCAUGGCCCACUAUGUGCCUGGCAUCAUGCCAAUUGAAUCUGUUAUUGCAAGGUUUCAAUUUAUUGUACCUAAAGAAUGGAACAGCAAACACAGACCUGUAUGUAUUCAUCUUGCUGGAACAGGAGACCAUCAUUACUGGAGGAGACGGACACUAAUGGCCCGUCCUAUGAUUAAAGAAGCCCGAAUAGCUUCUUUGUUGUUAGAAAACCCGUACUAUGGCUGCAGAAAACCCAAGGACCAAGUGAGAUCCAGUUUAAAAAAUGUGUCUGACCUUUUCGUGAUGGGAGGAGCUCUUGUUUUAGAAUCUGCUGCUCUCUUGCAUUGGUUAGAGAGGGAAGGCUAUGGCCCUCUUGGGAUGACCGGCAUAUCCAUGGGAGGACACAUGGCCUCCUUAGCAGUAUCCAGCUGGCCUAAGCCCAUGCCAUUGGUUCCUUGUCUGUCUUGGUCCACGGCCUCUGGGGUCUUCACUACGGGUGUAUUGAGUAAAUCAAUUAAUUGGAGGGAGCUGGAGAAGCAAUAUUAUACUCAGACAGUUUAUGAAGAAGAAAUAAUUCAUAUGCUUGAAUACUGUGGAUGUGUCAAAAAUCUUUACUUAGUUCCAGUUGACCCAAGCCUCAUUAUUGUGGUUCAAGCCAAAGAAGAUGCCUAUAUUCCACGAACAGGAGUUCGAAGUCUACAAGAAAUUUGGCCUGGUUGUGAAAUCCGAUAUCUAGAAGGGGGUCAUAUUAGUGCAUAUCUUUUUAAACAAGGACUCUUCAGACAAGCCAUCUAUGACGCAUUUGAACGCUUCCUCCAUAAGUAUGCUAACUAACUGGAUCAUUCUAUUGUAAAACAGUACAGCCAUCAAGGUUUCUUACAAAAGGAGUUUUUCAUCCAGUGAUGAUAAGAACAUGCAGAUAGUACUAAUAAUAUAACAAGUUAGUAUGGAAUUCAGUGUUACAGAUCAGUCUAUUAUAAACUUUAAAUAUAUUUCGGUAAUUUAAAAGAAUAUUUCAAUUACAUGUUAAAAUAUUUUGUUAUUUUGAGAA